Molecule: messenger RNA, 1146 nt
Organism: Cuscuta campestris
Lineage: Eukaryota; Viridiplantae; Streptophyta; Magnoliopsida; Solanales; Convolvulaceae
Source: the annotation of a GenBank genome assembly
GUUCGCGUUUGAAGGCAUUGGGGGCCUUGCUGGAAUUGUCUUCGAUCUCUUUCGUUGAAGCUUCUUCCUCUCUUCGUUCUUCUCGCAUCUGGCGACGACUUUAAGAAUCCUAUUUGUUCUUGUUGGAAAGUAUCAAAAUUCAGCAGCUCCGAUCUUCAAUCCAGCAGCUCCGAUCUCGAACCUUGCCGCAGCCAUGAAUCCGGAAUACGACUACCUUUUUAAGCUUUUGCUAAUUGGAGACUCAGGUGUUGGCAAAUCCUGUCUUCUUCUGAGGUUUGCUGAUGAUUCAUAUCUCGAGAGUUACAUCAGUACCAUUGGUGUAGACUUUAAAAUCCGUACAGUGGAACAAGAUGGGAAAACCAUUAAACUCCAAAUUUGGGACACAGCUGGUCAAGAACGGUUUAGGACAAUUACCAGCAGUUACUAUCGUGGGGCUCAUGGCAUAAUUGUGGUCUAUGACGUAACUGAUGAAGAUAGUUUUAAUAAUGUCAAGCAAUGGCUGAGUGAAAUUGACCGGUAUGCAAGUGAUAAUGUAAACAAGCUUCUUGUUGGGAAUAAGUGUGAUCUAAAUACGCAGAGGGUCGUGACCUAUGAGAGAGCUAAGGAAUUUGCUGACGAGAUCGGGAUUCCGUUCUUGGAGACGAGUGCGAAAGAUGCAACCAAUGUGGAGUCAGCAUUCAUGGCCAUGACAGCUUCAAUUAAGGAUAGAAUGGCAAGUCAACCCACAUUAAACAAUGCACGGCCCCCUACUGUGCGGAUCGUAGGAGAGCCUGUCAAUCAGAAGUCCGGUUGUUGCUCGAGCUGAAAUGGAGAUUUAUAUUCUGUGGGAACAGUUCGUGUGUAAAACAAAACUUCUUCGUUCGACAUUCAAGUAGACAAUUCUGCAUGCUUUUGCCUCCCAAUGUUCAUUUCCCGAUCCUUGUUAGAACGCCAAUUCUUUCCACAAUUCAAUUAUAUAAGCAGCUUUUGUACAAAAAAACAUGUAGGGUGGUUGCUACAAGACCAUGUCUGUCUUCAUUGUUUUGAUUAUUUGUUCUCAUAAAAACCAAGGUGUGUUGCACCCUAUAUUGUCAAGGGCAAGCAGGGGACAAUUUCUGAAGGUAUUUGCUAUUUGUUCACCGUUUUUAGAGCCUCUUUAGAUGAUCU